Molecule: messenger RNA, 831 nt
Organism: Paraphaeosphaeria sporulosa
Lineage: Eukaryota; Fungi; Ascomycota; Dothideomycetes; Pleosporales; Didymosphaeriaceae
Exons: 1
Coding region: 227-766 (179 amino acids)
Source: RefSeq, a predicted model, not a curated record
CUGGGUAAGUCCGCACGGCAAGAAUGCAUAUGGCGCUGUUCUUCCUUGUACGACUGCGGGCGCAUGUUGUUAGGAUAGCUUCUGCAAUGCUUGUAAACGCUCUCGCCAUACAUACUUUAACGCUAACCCGAUGUAGCACAACUAUACCCAACAUUCCGGGUGUGGUCACUACGGCGAAGUCUACAAUGAGUGCUACACUCUCUGCCACUCAGCUUAUCAAACCCUCAUGUCCAAGCGCGGACCCAGCUCCCCACCCAUCGCACCCCCUCAAGAUGUUACUUUCUUUCCACAAGCCCCGAAGCGCUCAAACACCACCAGAUCGCGCCGCUUCUUCGGACUGAGCAGAUCGAGCACCACGGCAAGUACGUCUUCGCGGCGGGCAGCAUCCGGGCCUGAAUCUCUAGGCUUGAACCGCGCGUCGACAACAUCUGGCACUAGUAAUCAAUUUCCUGACCACGAAAUGCUGCCAGUAGUGCAGGCUUGUCCGGCAUUGAGGACUCGGACUGUCGUGAGUCAGAGUGCCGAUCAGGGUCAGGUGUGUAGUGAGUGCAAAAAGUGGAUUGAGCAUAUGCGCAACAUGAUCUUGGGCUACGACAAGCGGCGGGGAAUACGCGGGAAUGCGGCAUUCAAGGAGUUUCUUGAUGAUAGGCGCGAAUGUAGGGCUAUUGCGGAGGAUCUGGGGUUCGGUGAGUCCAGUAGAACGUUGGGAGACGGUAUGAGAAGAGACAGUGGUGAUGAGCUGUAUGGUAUGCGUCCGCAUAGCUAGACAAUGUCAAUAGCAUGCAACAACGGCGAGGGUUACUGGCGUAGGUUGAAGAAGUGAGGUGAGAU